This is a messenger RNA of Heterobilharzia americana, 1437 nucleotides long. The record is from the annotation of a GenBank genome assembly. NCBI's taxonomy places the organism in Eukaryota, Metazoa, Platyhelminthes, Trematoda, Strigeidida, Schistosomatidae.
CGAGAUUCUAGGAUCUAUAGUUAUGCGACGCCAUACAGUAACUCAAAAACAAACUGAAGAAAACCACACAGAUUUCAGACAUAGAUAAAGGUGCACCUAUCAAAUCCUCGCCCUUCGACAGUUUCUGGAACCUAUACAUACUGGAGCCUGACGCUUGCUAUAUGUCUUGACCCGAAGGCGGCAUUUGAGUCUUUAGAGUUAUCAUUAUUAUAACUAUUAGGCGGGAAUGUGCACUAGUCGUUCGAUUCUUGUGUUAUGUUGCUAGAUCCUCUUAGUGGAGUUGCAAACAAAAUUUUGAAAUAUGUUAUCCUGUUGUAAGUAGUUACGUGCUUGUAUGGAAUGAAAUCGGAACCCAGAGAGAUAGAAAAUUAGGCAAUGGUUGAAGGUAAAAUAAAAGCCUACGUCGCGGUAGGAUUCUAAUCUCGCUCUCACUUAGUCUUCAGUUGGCACCCAUUUUAAAUAAUACCAGUUUAUCAAGAGAUGGUUAUCUCAACUAGUCUCAUCAGGAAUGUAGAAAUGUUUAACCUGGUGACAUAUCUGUCCUUUUUUUAUUUGAUAAUCUUUUAAUGCGGUUGUUUUAGAGACCGGAAGGGAAGCUAAUAUGUCAGUUAAAUCAGCAACAGAAUACAAAUGAUAUGUAUUCACGUGCCCACAAAAUCUCAUUUAUUUUGUAAUUCGAUAACUAGAUUUUGUAUAUGAUCCGGCGUUACACGGUAAGGUUGAGUCCUUUUUGAUGUUAACUGAUUAAAGCUCUCCUUAUGCCCACGUCUGCAUGUCAUAUUGGAGCUGUAGUUACACCACUAGCUGUUUUAAACAGAUUACCAGGUUGGCUUGGUACUUUGGUCAUUAGUCCUGAUGGGUCGGUCUUACAAUCAGCUGGGGAAUUAGUUAAUAAUAAAGAUCUGGCUCAGCAUUUUGCUGCAAUUGCCAAUCGGGUUGGUCGUCUUAUAAACAUGGAAGGUGAAAGGAAGACACAGCAAUUUAAGAGACUAACUGUACAUUUUGAGCAUUCAGUGUAUAUUAUGACAUGCGUUGGUGAUACAAUCUAUGUGGUGAAACGUUUACCAGACAAUCAUGAUAACUCACAUACAGAUGUGUAUCAACAUAUACAUGCAAAAUCCGAUAAUAAUAACACUUCUGUUGGGAUAAAUCAUACUAUUGGUAAUAUUACUAGCAAUAGUGGUAAUAGUUUAGUUGCAGUGGACAAUCAUGUGUCACAAUUCUUUAAUCCGCCUAUUCCAGAUGACUACUGACCGUUGAUUAAAAAAAAUCUUUUGAAAGAUUUCAUAUCUUUGCCACUGUUUGAACAGUGAGUAUGAUGACCCGGUUGUGAUGAUAACAGCCUAAUUUUAUUUCUAUGCAUAGUUUUUUCGUUUUCCCUUCGAUCUUUGUCAAAUGAUUUGAUUGAAUUACAUAAUGAAUAUUUUGACCAACUGC